Rosa chinensis is the source of this 552-nucleotide messenger RNA. RefSeq names its product dual specificity protein phosphatase 1. Gene Ontology annotation, cellular component: cytoplasm. The record is from RefSeq and is a predicted model, not a curated record. Lineage: Eukaryota; Viridiplantae; Streptophyta; Magnoliopsida; Rosales; Rosaceae. The transcript has a single exon. Gene Ontology annotation, biological process: negative regulation of MAPK cascade; protein dephosphorylation. The coding region runs from base 1 to 552 and encodes 183 amino acids. Gene Ontology annotation, molecular function: protein tyrosine/threonine phosphatase activity; MAP kinase tyrosine/serine/threonine phosphatase activity.
AUGGUGCAUCUGAGGGGAACUGAUGCACUUGUGAACCAAGCUGCACCAGUAUUGCAAUCUAUGAAUGAGACACUGUGUAGAGAGGACAAUAUUCCUUGCCAAAUUGAAGAGGGCCUCUUCUUAGGUUCUCUUGGAGCUGCAAAUAACAAGGAGACGCUGGAGAACUUAAAUGUCACGCACAUUUUGACCGUGGCCGAUUCUUUGCCACCUAAAUAUCCAAACGAUUUCGUGUACAGGGUUUUGAAUGUCGAAGACAGAAGAACCACAGACCUGCAACAACACUUUGAUGAGUGUUUCAAUUAUAUCGAAGAAGCUAAAACAUCUGGGGGUGGUGUGUUGGUUCAUUGCUUUUCAGGAAAAUCGAGAAGUGCGACUAUUGUAUUAUCUUAUCUGAUGAAGAAGCAUCGUAUGAGUCUAUCUGAAGCUCUUGAACAUGUGAAGGAAAAAAGACCAGAGGCAGCUCCUAAUGCUGGUUUUAUUAAACAACUGAAGAACCUUGAAGUAGUGUUGGGCAUAUCCGCGAUUGAACUGCCAAAACCGACAAACCCAUAG